Maudiozyma saulgeensis is the source of this 1302-nucleotide messenger RNA. Lineage: Eukaryota; Fungi; Ascomycota; Saccharomycetes; Saccharomycetales; Saccharomycetaceae. The record is from the annotation of a GenBank genome assembly.
AUGCAUUGUAGAGUAUUUCCCUUUGAUAUAAUAAUCAGAAGUAAACUAUUUUGUCGAGGAAUAAUGACAAGACAACUAAGAAAGAGAACAAGAACUGUGGUGAAGGAAGAACAAACUUCAAAAACUUCAAAAUAUUUUAAAAAAGUUAAAGUGAAGAAAGAAGAAGAAAGUGCUGUCUUAGUGGAGGAUUCUGUUGACGUCGAGUGGGUGAAAACUCUAAACAAUAAGGACUACUUUCAGUGGAUUGGAGAAAGAACUGGUAAUAUAGCCAGACGAUGGGAUAUUCCGUUAGCUGAUGAUGCGUUUCAACCAAUAAAUGGUAAUAAGUUACCUAAACAUUUUAAAUAUAUUUAUUUGAAAUUAAGAAAUAUGAGAUCAAGUAUUAACGCACCAGUAGAUUCCGUAGGUGGGUCCUCAGUAUCAAUAACAGUAGCGGAACAACUUGGUAUUUCCAAAGAAGAAUUGGUUCCUAAAAACUACAGAUUACAAACAUUAAUUGGUAUAAUGCUUUCCUCACAGACAAAGGAUGAAGUUACAGCAAAGGCAAUGUAUAACAUCACAAAAUAUUGUCUUGAUAAUUUCGGUUCAAGAGGUAUAUCUCUUGAUGCAAUGUUACAAAUAGAUGAACCAACUUUAGAUACCUUGAUUAGAGCAGUUGGUUUCCAUACUAGAAAGGCGAAAUAUGUCACUCAGACAUGUCAGAUCCUUGUUGACCAUUUCAAUUCAGAGAUUCCAACCACUCCUGAAGGGAUGAUGUCACUUCCUGGAGUAGGUCCAAAAAUGACAUAUUUAACUUUACAAAAAACUUGGGGUAGAAUGGAUGGUAUAUGUGUUGAUGUGCACGUUGAUAGACUUUGUAAGUUGUUUAAAUGGGUGGACGCUAAAAAAUGUAAGACGCCGAAUGAUACAAGAGAAGAGUUACAAAAAUGGCUACCUUUACCUUUAUGGCGUGAAAUUAAUAGUUUAUUGGUUGGGUAUGGACAAGCCAUUGAUAGAGCUAGGGUAAAAGUAUGUGAGCUAUGUGCUACAGAAGAAAAUCCUUUCAUUCCUGGGAAAUCAAACUCUCAUAAUCAUAUUUGUCCUAAAGUGGCAAGUGCAGAAUUACUGGAUAUGGUACCCCAUAUGAAAAAUUAUCAAAGUUGGGUCAAUUACUUAGUGAAAGAGGCAAAAAUUCAUGAUAUUAUUAAGGAUGAAUCACCCUCAAUUGACAACACAUUUGUAGAUAAUGAUCCUCCUCUUGUUAAAUUGGAAGAUGAAAUUAGGAUUAAGCCUGAGAUUAAGAUGGAAAAUGAAGCUUUCUGA